Molecule: messenger RNA, 2390 nt
Organism: Onychostoma macrolepis
Lineage: Eukaryota; Metazoa; Chordata; Actinopteri; Cypriniformes; Cyprinidae
Gene: shisal1a
Product: shisa like 1a
Exons: 5
Coding region: 582-1319 (245 amino acids)
Source: RefSeq, a predicted model, not a curated record
GGAAGAGAGAGAUGGGGGGCGGGUUCGGGAAAGGUCCUCAGGUCGGGAUUCGAACACGGUACAAGAAUUUAAAAUAUUUUCUGGAUUUUGAAAUUUUAAUUAAAACAUUUUGCAUGUUUUUCUCAUGGACAUGGACCUUUGACUGCUCCACACAAUAUAGGUGAUUUCAAGUUUUACUAUCCUCUCAAUAUAGGCAAAACCUUACCCCUACACACACACACACACAGCUCCCUCCCUCUGCCUCUCACUCUCUCGCUCGCUCUGUCUGCGCUCAGUUUAAGUGCAGGGACCCAGCGCAUGGAAGGUAGAGGGCAGAAGUGUGUGUUUCCUCUCCUCCCCUUUACCUCCAUUCAUCUUCUCUUUCAGAUGACAGGCUGAACGCUCAGUGGAAACAGCAGGAUGAGUGUGUACCUGUGUGUGUGUGCCGUUCUCCAUCGGAGAGCCUCAUUCAACAUGCUGUAACAUCAGGCAAACUGGCUCUACAAGAGAGAAAGAGACACAGAAAGAGAGCUUGCAGAGUAAAAUGACCACCAGGCGGUGAGAAAUGAGCAUGUGUUGACUUUCUUCAUGAGGGCUGAGAGAUGACCAUGAACGGCCGCUGGUCCUUCAACACCCUGGCCGUCAUCUUUAUCCUGCUGUCCACUGCAGCUCUCUCUGCGCACUUCAGGGUGUGUGAGCCUUACUCUGACCACAAGGGGCGCUAUCACUUUGGUUUCCACUGCCCUCGACUCUCGGACAACAAGACCUACAUAUUCUGCUGUCACCAUAACAACACGGCCUUUAAGUACUGCUGCAACGAAACUGAAUUCCAGAGCGUGAUGCAGCUCAACCUCACCACCAACUCAGACGGCUUUGCCCACAAUAACUACACUGCUCUCAUCGGCGUGUGGAUUUACGGCUUUUUCGUCAUGGUCCUCCUGGCUUUGGACUUCCUGUACUAUUCGGCUAUGAACUACGAGUUGUGCCGGGUCUACCUGGAGAAAUGGGGGCUGGGAGGACGGUGGCUCAAACAGGCCAGGAGUCAAUGGCACAGUGUGGCUCAGGAUGGUGAACACAACAUGGGAUCAGGCCUGAGUCAGCACCACCAUGCGCAGCACAGUUUGAGAGGAGAAGCACAGAGCCCUACACUCUUGACCUUCCAGACCUCAACAGCCUGGACACGGACUGUGCCGGCUACCUCCUGCAGCUCUGCUGGAUGGCAUUUUCUCCACAUGAAGACGCUGAUGCUGAGACUGACAGCUGCAAAUGAGUUUCUCUGCCCAAUCAGAGGAGGCUUGUUCAGCUGGAUCUACUUUUCAACAGCUGUUGAAGGACUUUAACGAGACUGUUGUCUUAGAUGCCCACUACCUUGCCUUGUCAUUUCGGAAGUUAGGACUUAGAUGCAGGGAAUAGGACUUUGCAAAAAGAUAGAGAAGAGGCCGUUGUGUCCAUAAAUCUCUAUAGUAUGUGUCAUGUUUGCACUGCCCUGAAGCCAUUGGUUGGCUUUUCUUGAAGUAGCGAAAAAGAUUAUUUUGAUUUCAGUUUGUCCCAAUAGGAUCAAACACAUCAGUUUCAACUGCAGUUAAUAUAAAAUUUAAGGUGCGGUCACAUUUACCAUUCACAUUGUUCUGUGAAUUUUUGGGGGUGAAAUAUCAUGAGGGAGAAAUGCUUUCCAAUGCAUUUUCGCAUCAAUGUUGACCAACAGGUUGGUUUGGAAGCAUAUAAAUAUAAACUAUAAUCGACAAAGGACCUUUGUUGUCCACAAAAUUUUGCCGAAUUUUCGCAAAUAUGACCGAACCUUUAGACUGCUUUGGAAUAAACAUGAUUUGGAAUUUUCUAAUUCUGUUUCCAAGAAGUGGCGUCGCCAUUUUAGAAUACUUUGCAACUACUGAGAUUUCAGGAUGGGGAAAUCAUUUCUACAUAAAGCAAUAGAUAAUAAUAAAGAACGUUCAUUUAUUGACCGUAAGAACCUGAAACUUGACUUCAUGGAGUGUAGAUCUGGAUAGUCAGAUGCCUGUGGGUCACUUCAUUGUAGAAAUACAGCAACAUCAUUUUUUAUCCCUAUUGAACUUGUGCACUGAGUCGAAACCAACUAGACAUAGGUAAAAGUAGCCACUGUUAGGCUGUGAGUAUUCACCUGCAAUAACACACAGCGUUGUGCUGAGUUGUGUUGUGUAUAGAGGAGAACUUGUUGUGAUCUUGUUUAUCUAUUUAAGGUGAAACUAAUAGUUUUCCCCUCGUGGAGGGAAGAGAGAUGUUGUUAUGUUUUGGAGUAAUAAAGUUAUAAUGGUUAUAAAUUGCCUUACGGUAAAUCUGUAGUACAUGCCUAGCACCUUGUUCUGUGAUAGUGGUUGGUACCUCAGUUGAAGUGUGAUAUGGCCGUCCACCUGUUAAACUUCUCUCUGUUUUUA